Messenger RNA from Aspergillus caelatus, 998 nucleotides. Its product is annotated as PhzF family phenazine biosynthesis protein. Gene Ontology annotation, cellular component: cytoplasm. The coding region runs from base 14 to 970 and encodes 318 amino acids. The record is from RefSeq and is a predicted model, not a curated record. Lineage: Eukaryota; Fungi; Ascomycota; Eurotiomycetes; Eurotiales; Aspergillaceae. Gene Ontology annotation, molecular function: isomerase activity. The transcript has a single exon. Gene Ontology annotation, biological process: biosynthetic process.
UUAACCGUCCACAAUGGCUACUACACAUAUCAAUUUCGUCACCCUCGACGUCUUCACCACCACGCCAUUCAAGGGCAACCCCCUGGGCGUCGUCCACCUCCCUCCUGAGGCUCCGCUCUCUCAGGUCCAGAAACAGACCAUCGCUCAAGAAUUCAACCUCUCAGAAACAGUUUUCAUACAUGAUGUUGACCCAAGCAACGACUCCGAUCCGCACACCCGUCACAUCGACAUUUUCACGACGACCACGGAGCUCCCCUUUGCCGGCCAUCCCACCAUCGGCACAGCCAGCUACCUCCAGGCGCAGGGGAUCAGCAAGAUCAUUACUAAGGCUGGGCCUAUUCCCAUCCGCUCUGGUACGGAAGAAGGGCACGUUAGCGCGGCUAUUCCGCACGACACCCAUCUCAACUCGAGGGUCCUCGGCGACAUCGAGUCAUCCCUCCGCGCGGACCGCCUGCAUUCCACGCCUGAGAUUCGAUCCGCAGAGCUCCAAGCCCCGAUUUUCAGCAUCGUGAAUGGCAUGACCUUUGCUCUUAUUCCCCUCCCGAGUCUGGAUCUGUUAUCUCAGGUUUACCCAGGCGCUUUCCCUUGUGCAGUGCACGACCUUGUUGAUGUAGAAUGGAGCGAGACAUUCAUUGGUCGGUAUUAUUAUGUAAUCUUAGGGACAACCGUCUCAGACUCUGGCGUAAGAACGGUUCAGCUGAGAACGAGAAUGGUGGAGGAUCAGAUAGAAGAUCCGGCCACAGGAUCGGCGGCGUGUGCAUUGACAAGCUAUCUUGCACUUGAGAAGUAUAGCGAGACAACAAUCCAGUUUCAAGUGACGCAGGGCGUUGAGAUGGGGCGGCAGAGUGAUAUUGAAGUCGAAGUUAGGGUAGAUGUUGGAGAGGACGGGGCGAGAAGGGUGAAAUCGGUACAGCUUGGGGGAAAGGCUAGACAAAUCAUGAAGGGAAGUAUUCUUGUACCUUCUGUUUGAGCAAUAUAAGCAAAGUUUCCCGCUUCCC